AUGCGUGGAGAGCGCAGACCAAGUCCAAUUGGUAUACGUCUUCGUUCGGGCACUUUGCUAAAAGACUUGAUUCGAGCAGUGAAUACUCCACUUCCUCCUAGUUCUACACCAAGUGAAUUCUCGGACUCAGACAAAGAGGAAGACAACACAAUGGGAGGUCGACCACCUGCUCCAAGAACACUCAAGGAGCUCAAUUCUCCAAACAUUGACCAGCAACCUUUAUGUAUUCAGCUGAAUGGAACCAUUGAGUUGAAGUUGCAAUUGAUUCACGUGCUGCCCAAAUUCAGAGGUUUAGCGAGAGAGGAUCCUAAUCAUCACUUACAACAAUUCCAUCAUGUUGUGACUAGUUUGAAGCAAGCAACUGCAGAUGCCGAUAUGGCUAUGAUGACAACUUUUCCUUUCUCCCUUAUAGAUGCUGCAGGAGAAUGGUUCUUUUGCUUACCUCCUGGGAGUAUAACCACAUGGAAUGGUAUGAAGAAGUUAUUCCUUGAGAAGUAUUUUCCGGCAUCAAAAGCAGCUGUGAUUCGCAAGGAGAUUUGUGGUAUUAGACAAGUAUCGAGGGAGACUCUCUAUGAAAAUUUGAUCGAUGCCGCAAGUGGUGGUUCACUCACCAUCAAAACCAUUGUUGAAGCUACAAGCUUAUUAGAGAACAUGGAUGCAAACACUCAACAAUUCUACAUUAGGGGUGAGAAAAUGGUAAGGAAAGUGAAUGAAGUUGGUGAUUCUUCACAUUUGGAACAUAGAAUGGGUAACAUGGAGAGGAUUAUGCAACAAAUAGCAGCUGCCGUCAUACCAUCAUACACCGAAGAAGUCGAUCAAGCAAGGGCUAUGUACCAAAAUCAGCAAAGGUCAAGAUAUGACCCAUAUUCCAGCACAUAUAAUCUGGGUUGGCGUGAUCAUCCUAAUUUCAGCUACGCCAACAAGAAAGCUGCAGUUUCCACACCUUUCAAUCAACAAGGUGGAUACCAAUUCUUGCAAAGGACGCAACAAGAAGCUCAAGGCAUGAGUAUAGAUGACAAGUUGAAUCUCAUUCUCAACACAAUGGCGCAAGAUAAGCAAAAGGCAGAGAUGGAUAUAAAGGACGUCCGAACACAAAUGGGUCAACUAGCUACUACUGUGAGCAAAUUGGAAGCACAAGCAGCUGGAAAACUUCCCUCGCAACAAUUGAAUCCCAGGGAGACUGUCAAUGCUAUUGAGUUGCGAAGUGGGAAACAAGUAGAGAAACCGACAACAUCACCGGAGUCCCAUGAACGUGAUUUAGAAAAAAAAGUGGACGAAACAGUCCCUAAAAAGACUUAUUCGGUAAAUUCUAACUCUAAACCUCUUGUUUCUACUUAUGUUACUCCUUCACCUUUUCCUAGUAGGUUUGCAAAAUCAAAUAAGGAGAAGUUGGACAAAGAGAAACUCCCACCUAAAUUGAAAGACUCCGGCAGUUUUACUAUACCUUGCACGGUUGGUAAAACAAGGUUUACAAAAGCUUUGCUAGAUUUAGGAGCAUCUAUUAGUGUUAUGCCUGCCUCAAUUUAUGAAUCUUUAAAUCUUGGUCCUCUCAAAAGUACCAGCAUAGUUAUUCAACUUUCCGAUAGAUCUAAUGUCUACCCGAAAGGGGUUGUUGAAAAUGUUUUGGUGCAGGUUAAUGAGCUUAUAUUUCCUGUAGACUUCUAUGUUCUUGAUAUGAGUGAUGAAAACUCAUCAUCGUCUACACCUUUGUUGUUGGGUGGACCAUUUAUGAGAACCGCUAGAACAAAGAUAGAUGUAUUUGAAGGUACCUUGACAACGGAAUUUGAUGGAGAGGUCAUUCGCUUUAACAUCUUUGAGGUGAUGAGAUAUCCAAGUGAUGUGCAUGUUGGCUAA
Messenger RNA from Papaver somniferum (opium poppy), 1854 nucleotides. RefSeq lists its product as uncharacterized. Lineage: Eukaryota; Viridiplantae; Streptophyta; Magnoliopsida; Ranunculales; Papaveraceae. The record is from RefSeq and is a predicted model, not a curated record. The transcript has 3 exons. The coding region runs from base 1 to 1854 and encodes 617 amino acids.